AUGGCCUGCUACGACCUCUGCCGCCCCUGCGGACCCACCCCGCUGGCUAACAGCUGCAACGAGCCCUGUGUCAGGCAGUGCGAGGACUCCCGCGUCGUCAUCCAGCCUCCCGCCGUGCUGGUCACCCUGCCAGGACCCAUCCUCAGCUCCUUCCCACAGAACACCGCCGUUGGAUCCUCCUCAUCGGCUGCCGUGGGCAACAUCCUCGGCUCCCAGGGAGUGCCCGUCUCCUCUGGCGGAUUUGGCUACGGCUAUGGCUUUGGAGGCCUGGGCUGCUACGGUGGCAUAAGGGGCUGCUACCCCUGCUAA
Messenger RNA from Phalacrocorax carbo (great cormorant), 309 nucleotides. The record is from RefSeq and is a predicted model, not a curated record. Lineage: Eukaryota; Metazoa; Chordata; Aves; Suliformes; Phalacrocoracidae.